This is a messenger RNA of Abrus precatorius (Indian licorice), 1750 nucleotides long. RefSeq lists its product as uncharacterized. The record is from RefSeq and is a predicted model, not a curated record. The coding region runs from base 272 to 1072 and encodes 266 amino acids. The transcript has 2 exons. Lineage: Eukaryota; Viridiplantae; Streptophyta; Magnoliopsida; Fabales; Fabaceae.
AUUCAAAACGGCGUUAUUGAGAUACAAAGAUUGAGGGGUUUUCUUUAACCCUCUUUUUCUUUUCUUAUUUGUUUAUUUAUUUUUAAAUUUCAGUCUCUCUCUGACGUGAUUUUUGCGUGCAAUCGCUUCCACCAUUCGGCUUAAACUUGGUACACUGCUGUCGCAAUUGAGUAUUUCAGACUUGAUGCUUUGGUUCUGUCAAUAAUGACCACAUUGAGGUCCAAAUGAUGCUUGUUGAAUGGUUAUGUUACCUAUUUUGACGUGAUUCAAAAUGUGGAACUUCGCAUCAAGUUGCAUUGCUGGAAGUUUGGGUCUGAAAAAUGAUUCUCUGAAACCAGUUCACUCUGCUUCAGAAUGUUCUGAUGACGAGACUUCUGUGGUGAGCAGAGAGGAAGGGCUAGAAUGCCCAAUAUGCUGGGAAUCUUUUAACAUUGUUGAAAAUGUGCCAUAUGUUUUAUGGUGUGGCCACACCCUUUGUAAAAAUUGCAUCCUUGGACUGCAAUGGGCUGUGGUGAAAUUUCCAACCCUGCCAAUUCAACUUCCACUUUUUAUCUCCUGCCCAUGGUGCAAUCUUUUAUCUAUCCGUUUAGUGUAUCGGGGAAAUCUGAAAUUCCCUCGCAAGAACUACUUUCUUCUUUGGAUGGUCGAGAGCAUGAAUGGUGAUAGAGUGAAGUCACAUUCAACUUUAUGUGGGGAUAGUCAACCAGUCUGGCCAAUUAAAGACAGUUUAACAACAGGAAGCCAAGUAAGCCAUGGUAACCUUCGUAGAGGACAAGUUUUCCGUCCGGAGUCUUCAAGAUCCAAUCAACAUCAUGGGAUUACUGGUAAUUACCUCAGUAUAGAAAGACUGCAUGCUUCUCUGCGGAAGUCACUGGUUUUAUUUGUUCACUUGACAGCGAAGUUCCCAUUGAUCAUUAUAUUUCUUUUGAUUGUCUUAUAUGCAAUACCAGCCAGUGCAGCCAUAUUGGCUCUGUAUAUACUUGUUACCAUUGUGUUUGCCCUCCCAUCAUUUCUCAUCUUGUAUUUUGCAUACCCUAGUUUGGAUUGGCUUGUCAGGGAAAUUAUCACUUGAGAUCAUGGGGUUGUAUGUCUUCUGCUUUGCAAGCAUUAUGCAUGUAAGUUUGCUUCACCUAGUGGCCCCAUGUCUUCUACUUCGCCAUUGGCCAACAUCUCCAUUUACUUUGUGUGUCAUUUAUGUUACCAUAUAUAGCCCAUUCAAUCUCAGUAAACUUUUUUGAGUCGUGGUUUUAGCUCGGGUACAGCUUGGCUGGAAGGAAUGAUAUCAGUUUUUGGUAUGAACUAUUUUGAGGCAACCAAGGCCGUGUAUUGAUUAAAUUAAGGUUGUAAUACCUUUUUCCUGGUGGCAAAUGGUUGCUUUAUUAGAAUUUGAACUUCACAAGAGCAUGCGAUGUAGUUAGUGAUCAAGUGGAUCAAUAUCAGAAAAGCAAUUUUGUAUCAUGGACACAUUUGGAUGUUCCUAUUAAUACAACUUAAAGUUCUGUUUUUGCUAAUUGUAAGUAUAAUUGGUCGAGUUGUUUGUCUGGCUACAUGUGCAAGCAUUGUAUGCUUUAUUAUUUGAUAUUAGUUAUUUACCCUUGGUUGGCUACUGGAAAAGGUUUGUACUCUAGUUGGAAUUGUAUCUUUCAUGUAUGGUUUGCAUAUACGUAUUCACUUUCUCAAUUACAUAGUGGGAAGCACUCUGGUACUUUGAUGUCUGUAUCAAGCUAUUUAAAUUUUAAACUUUUUUGAU